AUGCAGGCCACAAACAGCCGAGCUGCUGCCGGGGGGGGCAACAGGGAGAUGGCAGCAGUGGGACCCCCCGGUGCCGGUGCGCCACAUCUAAUAUUCCCUCGCACUCCCCUCAUGAUGCCACCGGGUAUCCCUUUGCCUAUAGGUGGCCCCUUCCCUGGAGGAGUUCCCCCCGCCCUAUUGCCAGGCGCAUUUGCACUGCACCAUGCUGCAGUUGCUGGUGCUGCUGCUGGUGCUGCUGCAGCAGAGGAAGCUCGUAAGGCUCAUGAGCGGUCAAUUAUUAUGCCUCCUAACGAUGGGUUGCACCCAGUUGGUGUCCAUGUCGGCCCUCAGCGUGGUGGUCGGGGGCCGGGGGGUAGGGGUUCAGGAAGCAAGCGCCACGGGGUCGAACGCAGUAGUCAAUCCUGGCGUCGGCAGGGUCCAGAUGAGGGUACAGGGAGCACAAUCCGAUCUCAAAGAGGACGGGCUGAAUGGCGAGGUGGGGGGCCCCGAGGAGGUGGUCCAGGGGGUAACAGGUGGCGGGGUGGGCAGGCUGAGGGAGGUAGUGGUACUCUCAAGAAGCGUCAACGGGUAGUGGAUGGAGGUCCUCAUGGGGGAUCAGAUUCGGAGCUGUCGUUGAUGUCUGUAGCAUCAGAUGAGCAGAACCAUGGCAGACGGAGUCCUUCGGUCGAGUUUAUGCAUCGCCAGGGGCCUUCUAAGGGCAACUCCCAUGCAGGAGCAGACAACGUAGGCGAGCUCUCUGCCGUAUUGACUCCCAUGUCUUCUGUCUCGCGUUCCAGCAGGGAUUCCUCUUUGUCGCGCACCUCAUCUCCAACUGAGGGCCCCGAGGUGCUACGGGGGGUGCCUCCUCUUGAUCUUGCAGGAGCUUCGGCGGCUUGCAACAAUUCCAGCGUUAGAGAUGGCGGUGUAACACCAGAGUGGCCUCCAGGGUUGGGGGUGUCUGGGGGCCCUCUACAGAAUUUGAGACCCCAAGCAGGGUCAACUUAUAGGAUGAGGUCGCCUGCUGCUGAUCCUCCACCUGGAUGUGUUGCGGAGUCUGUAGCUGGCAGUGUCCCCCCAACGCAGCAAAACCAGAAACGCAUCCAGCAGAAGCGCGCAGGGAAAUUCUUGUUUGAUUUGUGGGUACCCACGACGUUUCACCCGAUGGGUAAAGACGCAGUGAAGGCAGUACUGGGAGUCAGAGGCAGCACCCACAAGGAAAUGGAGAGGGUUGCGGGGGCCCACGUGCAAAUUUACGGCAAACAACUCAACAGGAAUACAAAAAAGCACGAAUAUGAUGAAUUUAGGGACAAUCAGCCUUUGCAUUUGGUGGUAACUAGCGACAGACUGCGGAACCCCAACCCAACCCCCGAUGAGCAACUGCAGAUUGUGCACCGGCUACAGAAUAUGCUCGAGGGCCUCGUGCGGGAGAACUGGCCGGCCUCAGCGGGUCACACACCUCACAGUUUCUUCGAGAAACAACAGUGUCUUGGGCCCUCCACGGGGCCCCUCGUUGAAGUGAACCCACUCGACGGCACAUGCCACGUUCUCAGGCAGGGCCUCCCCUCCCUUCGAGUUGCGGCUGGGGCAGGUGAUAGCGGCAACGGCAGCCGAUUGCACGGGGAACCCCCUCAGCAGCGGCGGCCUGACUCCCCUUGUGUUUCUGAAGUGGAUGAGCUGGUGGCGGGGGAGGUGAGACAUCCCAUGAACUUUGUCUCACAACGUGGAGCCCUCCCGCCUCCCCAGCAACAAUUGAUUCAGCAGUCUGCAGACAAAAAUCAGCAGCAGCAGGUAUCCCAAACGGUGCCUUGGGGUCCCUCCAGCGCAGGACCACACCACCUGCCUGCUGGCAGUGUGGGUAGAGCUUAUUUUAGUUUGUCUAAGUGGGAUGGGGACUGUACUUUUUUAUUUGCAGGAGUGAGAUUUCAAGGAGACCCUACACUGCUUCUGGACUUGCCCCCCUCCAUGUGUUUGCUAAUGCUAACGCUGCAGGGGCUCCAUGCAUUGUUGGCGGAGGAGGGGCCCUGCAGUCCAGCCUCUUUACCAAGUCGGUUUGUGCAAAAGUGGGAUGUGCCUUUGAAGGUUUCUAAGGCAGAGUACGGCUUGGACGCAUCGUGCCCGCUGUCAUGGAGUGAUUCUGUUAUGGGCUUGGUAAUGCACUUCCCAGAGGUCUUUAUGGUGGUUGGCGACACCUGGGGAGCCUCGGGGGAAACGGGUGAAGGUAAAGAACCUACUGUAUCCUCAGUUGAAGUCCCACAAUUCAGAGCCGUGGCCGCGCGCAUGCGGCAGCUCAUGGCCUCUUGA
This is a messenger RNA of Cyclospora cayetanensis, 2280 nucleotides long. RefSeq lists its product as uncharacterized. The transcript is spliced from 3 exons. The coding region runs from base 1 to 2280 and encodes 759 amino acids. The record is from RefSeq and is a predicted model, not a curated record. Gene Ontology annotation, molecular function: RNA binding. NCBI's taxonomy places the organism in Eukaryota, Apicomplexa, Conoidasida, Eucoccidiorida, Eimeriidae.